Messenger RNA from Phoenix dactylifera (date palm), 1952 nucleotides. Its product is annotated as E3 ubiquitin-protein ligase RGLG4-like. Lineage: Eukaryota; Viridiplantae; Streptophyta; Magnoliopsida; Arecales; Arecaceae. The record is from RefSeq and is a predicted model, not a curated record. Gene Ontology annotation, biological process: protein ubiquitination. Gene Ontology annotation, cellular component: nucleus. Gene Ontology annotation, molecular function: ubiquitin-protein transferase activity.
UUGGGCCCCAAGUCGCCGACCGCAAAAAUUUUGGUCCUCCGAACAGAACCCUAAAAGAAGCAAACGGAAAUAGAGAGGAAACAAGAAACCCUCGCCUUCUCUUCCUCCACUUCUCCCCAGUAACAUCUUCCCUAUUCCUGGCCUUACCAUUAGGGUUUCCGCCUCCCCUCGAAAUUCUCCCAUUUCUUCCUUUCUUCUUCGAUUUAUUCUUCGAAUUUGAUAGCCGUGUGGAUUGAUGCUGCCUGGCUGCUCAUGAUUUCAUCGACCAUCUGUUCAUUUCUUUCUUUGUUUCUUUUUUUUUGGUGAGGAGGAGAGAUGAUUAGUGGAGGAGGUGAUAGGCGCAAUAUAGCUGGUUGGUGCUAGAUUCUUCUGCGAGGAGGGGAGAUUUUAGAUAGAUUUCAGGGUCGUGGUUGUUGGUCCUGAUUAGGGUUACAUUUGGGGCUGAGAGAUCAGUUGCUUUUUUGCAUGACCUACCGUCAGAAGGAAGCUAGAAGGAGGCUCGGUGAUGGCAUGAUGCCCCAGUCCUUGUCCGGCCUCGGUGAUUCCUUAAUCCUUAGAUUUGGAGAAGAAGGCACCUUCGCCAGCUGGAGACAAGAGAAAGUUUUUAUUUCUUCCAUCAGCAGUUGCUUCAUCGUAUUUUCUUCAUGGUAACAACUGCGUUGAGAGAAUCUGGUUUAGAAUCAUCAAAUCUGAUACUUGGUAUUGAUUUCACAAAAAGCAACGAGUGGACAGGGAAACAUUCAUUUAAUAAUCGAAGCCUGCAUGCAAUUAGCGAUAUACCUAAUCCUUAUGAACAAGCCAUUGCUAUAAUUGGGAAGACUUUGGCUCCAUUUGAUGAAGAUAAUUUGAUUCCUUGUUUCGGGUUUGGUGAUGCAACCACACAUGAUCAAGAAGUAUUUAGCUUCCACACUGAUCAUUCACCUUGUCAUGGAUUUGAAGAAGUGUUGGAUUGUUACCGAAAGAUUGUCCCGCUCUUGAGAUUAGCAGGACCUACUAGUUUUGCACCUAUAGUGGAGGCUGCAGUUGACAUUGUUGAGAAAAGCAAUGGGCAAUAUCAUGUGCUGGUCAUUAUUGCAGACGGCCAGGUCACUCGAAGUGUGGAGACAGAUAUUGGAGAUCUUAGUCCACAGGAGAAGAAAACAAUUGACUCUAUUGUCAUGGCAAGUGCUUACCCACUAUCAAUCGUGCUUGUUGGAGUUGGUGAUGGACCUUGGGAAGACAUGAAAAAAUUCGAUGACAAGAUUCCAGCACGAGAUUUCGACAAUUUCCAGUUUGUCAACUUCACUGCUAUUAUGUCAAAGAAUACGAGCCUGGCAGAAAAGGAAGCAGCUUUUGCCCUUGCUGCCCUAAUGGAGAUCCCUAUCCAAUAUAAAGCAACCAUGGAACUUGGAAUUUUAGGUUUUGUCACUGGGACAGCUAAACGAGUGGUACCAUGCCCUCCUCCUAUGCCUAUUACCCGUCAACAAUCAUCAAGGAGGGAACCUAAACGCUCACAAUCAACAAGUUAUGAGCAAAACCAGGCUUGCCCAAUUUGCUUGACCAGUGCAAAAGACUUAGCCUUUGGUUGCGGUCAUAUGUGCUGUAAAGAAUGCGCACAGAACUUGACAAAUUGCCCAAUAUGUCGAGCAGUUAUCCGAUCACGUCUAAGCACACGUCUUGAAGUUUAUGAAUGUGACACCAUGUUCCGAAGACAAAUACAACACAAUCUUGCACAUUCAAUCUAUAUACAUUGUGUGAAUGCAACAAGCUCAAACACAAGACUCCAGCAGGCAGUUGCAACUUAUGUAUUGAUCAAGGAAAUGUUUAAAAGUUUUGUAAUUUUGAAUCGAUGGACUUUGUAUUUCUUAUUUCUCUUUGUAUUCUUAUAAACAAGAUUUUACGAUUCCACAACCUUGUGUACCCACAUUGUGUCAUACCGUUGACCAGAAAUUGUGAGCUAGUUUAAUCUCUAA